GGCGAGAAAGCCCGAUCAAGUUCACUUAGGAUCCGGGGACAUGGCACGAGAACUUCACGUGUGCCUGAUCCGUUAUUUCGCACGUCUAGAAAGGUUGGAUGACAAAUGGAAAGAAUUGUCGCAGAAGGCUGAGAGACCGCUCGAGGUUUUGGCUAAUCGGGCUGAACAAUUGCGUCACGUCACGAAUAGCGAAGAAAUAGACGGAGUGGAAGAUAGUGUAGACCAGGAAACGCGGGAAAGAUUGAUAUUUAAAAUCCUCAUGGGCUUCGAGGAAGAAAUCGCGCUUCUCUCAAAUAUUUUGACGCAACUAAAUGACGCGAAUCAGGAUUUGAAGAAUUAUUUGAUUAAUUUGGAAAACGCCAGAAGCAAGGUAUCUUUAAAGGAUGAGACGAUGCAAGAAUUAAUCAAGGGGACGCCUUAUCGACCAACACUCGAGUUACUUUUAGAAUGGGCCGUUGAAGGUUUUCAGUUUUUCCAUAACAUGUAUCUUCGUAUCAGUGAUUGUAUGAGAUUAAUUGAUUACAAAGAAGAGGAGACUAUUAAUAAUCUGACCUCAUCUUUUGUGGAAGAAAAGCGCGGAAGGAAGAAUAUUAAUAAGAUUCUUGCGUUCACGCAAUUUCUAGCUAAGGAGACUCUUCAUUAAGAAGACGAAGAUACAUAGAGCCGCUGAAGCAGAGAACUUCAAAUGGAUAAAAUUAAGUGAAUAAAGAAAUUUGAUAUACAUGGAUAAAUUAUAAUAAAAUUCUUUAAUAAAAUUCUUUCUUUUUAUAAAGAAAGAAUUAAUUGAAUUUUUAAUA
Messenger RNA from Solenopsis invicta (red fire ant), 797 nucleotides. RefSeq lists its product as uncharacterized. The transcript has 5 exons. The record is from RefSeq and is a predicted model, not a curated record. Lineage: Eukaryota; Metazoa; Arthropoda; Insecta; Hymenoptera; Formicidae. The coding region runs from base 41 to 643 and encodes 200 amino acids.